AUGUCCUGUGGCGAGAAGAAGGCUUUAGCUGGUGUCGAGGUUGAAGUCGGAGGUUGGGAAAUCCUAUCCGCUCAUCCUGUUCACGAACAUAAACUUCGCCGUGGUGGUCCUAUCGCAGUGUCUUGCUUGGGUCUUGUUGGUAAGAUGACUGGUGCAGCCGCCGUAAUCAGCAGCGACAUCCAUCUGGACAGUCAAGGAAAAUUGAGAUACUCUGUUCUCUUGAAGGCUCUGGGUGUGCUUGGAUUCUGGAUCGGCGACCUCAGCAAGAGUUGGAGCGUUGANAAAGACAUGCUGGUCUUGAUCUUUGGCAAGCAGAUUCCUAAAGAGUGUGUGAGUGCUAAUGGAGAUGUCUUGGAGAUUGAUGUGGAUAGAGCUUGGAAAGAGACUGGGCAGAAGGCUGGAUGGUCAAACGAGAUCGAGGUUGAGUUGUUCGUGUCUUAG
Aureobasidium musti is the source of this 441-nucleotide messenger RNA. The record is from the annotation of a GenBank genome assembly. NCBI's taxonomy places the organism in Eukaryota, Fungi, Ascomycota, Dothideomycetes, Dothideales, Saccotheciaceae.